This is a messenger RNA of Meriones unguiculatus (Mongolian gerbil), 7856 nucleotides long. RefSeq names its product interactor of little elongation complex ELL subunit 1 (gene Ice1). NCBI's taxonomy places the organism in Eukaryota, Metazoa, Chordata, Mammalia, Rodentia, Muridae. The record is from RefSeq and is a predicted model, not a curated record. The transcript is spliced from 19 exons. The coding region runs from base 230 to 6961 and encodes 2243 amino acids.
ACCUGGCGUGCUGUCGUCGCUCUCGGGCCCUCCGGGCUGCGCGGCUCCCCUGUGCCUUGGGCUGCUAGGCUGGUCUGAGCCCUAGGCCGUCUGCACGGGUACCUCGGUGCACGCAUGGACCUGCCCGCGCCCGGCGGGAAGCGGCCAGGCUGGCGGUGGCCCGGGAGGCGGGGCAGGGCCGAGGCAGCGGGCCCCUGAGCGCGCGCCCUGCAGGCCCGGCUGCAGCAGCAUGAUGCCUGGCGAGACGCACCCGGCGGCGCCCGGGCCAGCCGACCUCGCGCGGUGUCAGGGCUGCGCCUCCCUGCAGCAGAACUUAAAUGAAUAUGUUGAAGCAUUAAUUGCCUUGAAACAAAAAAUUAUAAAUACAGAUAACUUGCUGACGGAGUAUCAGAAGAAAUGUGAUGAGCUGCAGUUUGCGAGAAGAGAGAACAGCACACUGCAUCACCAAGUGGAGCAGAUGCUUCAGAAAAUCUCCCCUCUGCAGAAGUGCCAAGAAGAACUGGGAUCCUUAAAAGCUGAGCUAGAGGAGAAAAAGAGUUCUCUCAAGCUGUAUCAGAACACUCACCAAGAAUAUGCUCGUGUGAAAGAAGAAUGCUUGAAAAGUGAUGCCCAGAAGAAGAAACUAGAAGCUAAGGUGAAGAAGCUGGAAGAGGCUGCUGUCAAGCAAACUCAGGACUUCAAGCAAUUGAGAAAUGAAAAGAAAAUACUUGAAAAGGAGUUUAAGAAGACACAGGAAAGGCUUGAUGAAUUUUCCAAACAGAAAAAUGAGAGGGAGUUGAGACACAUUGGAACACAGAUCUCAAGUGACUCGCACGGAAGCAUAGAUAAAAGGAAAGUAAAAGUUCUCUUGAAAGAGCUGUGGCUCUGUGUCAACACUGCACACAGGCUGUCCGGGGAGAGCGGCAGGCGCAUUCCAGCUGCCAAAGGAAACCGUGCAUCCAGAGCCUCCGGGGAAGAUGAGCUACUCCAAGUGCAUGACAGUCCUUCCGGGACAGCAGACAUGCAUUCUUUCUUCACCAAGCUGUCCAUGGAGAUGGAGGGCGACUUUACUUCCUCUGACAGUGCAGAAGAUGAGCAGCCCAGAGGAGCAAGCCCCAGCACUGAGCACACUUUUCCUGAGGAGCAGCAUCCUGAAGUUUCAGUGCAGAGGCCUGGAGAUGGCAGCAGAACCAACAUCCAUGACCAUGAACACCUUUUUGAUGAUGACCUUCAAGCUGCAAUUGAUUUCUUCAAACUCCCCCCUCCUCUUCUCUCCCCGGUGCCCUCUCCUCCUCCAAGGGCGUCGCCACACCCAGGCUCUUUUCCUUCCUCCCUGGCACCUGAGUCCUCCUUUGGAGAGUUCACGGAUUCCAGCGACAGUGACUCUGCCCCACUUGGAAACUCUGUGGAGUUGGCGUCAGAAGACUACACAGAGGAGUCACAGGGUUAUGUGGGUUUGCUUGAAAGAAUCAAAAGGAAUGAUGCAUGCAUGGAAAAGCCCAGGUCACCAGAAGCUGCCCAUGCUGUAAACACACGGACACGUGUUGGGUCUGAUCCUGGAAGAGCAGCACUGGGAGAGCUGCCAGCCACGUCAUCUCUGGCUCAGGGAAGGCAGUGGAUAAGACCUUCGGGGUUCCUGAGGAAUAGAGGAGACUCUGUCGAAGAGGCAGAAAGAAAGGCGCAGGUCAGGGAGAUGGAUAAGUCUGUGCAAGUUGGGAAAGGGCUUCUUAAGCAUAAUAGGAGACUGUGGCCAGCUCGGAACAAGGAAGUUGGAACUGGGGAAUCAGAUGUUUGUUAUCCUCCCCUUGGCAAGAGGACGUUCAAUGAGCUCAUAGAAUCUGAAGGAAACACCCCAUCUCCAAAAGCGUUGUGCUCUCCACAGUCAGAAUUCUCUAGAUGGACAUUCACUGAUGAAUUUGCUUCCAAGUCACACCAUGUGACGGGUCCAGACCGUUUUCAGAGAAAGGAAAGAGAUGUGCCAGAGUGCACUCUAGAGUCAGGCACGUGCACAGCUGCAGCAGGGCACGACCGUCCAGCCAGUCUUCCCUCCUCCUCCUCUGCUACCUCCGUACCUGUGUCUCUGUACAGUAACCGCCAGGCCUCUUGGUUAGGCGGUGUCAGUGCGACUACGCCAGCAGAAGUAACCUGCACAGACCUGCAGCGUUCAGAACAAAAGUCACCAGCCAGGACAUUAAACACAUUUCUCCUGCAGUCUGAGCCAGCAACGUGUUUUCUAAAAGAAAGUGACCAAGAACACAGCUUGUCUGCUUUGAGUUCCAAGUCAAAAUUAGGAACAUCUACCUUCAGUGGUUGGAAGAACAGGGGCCUAGAACCUUUCAGUGCUUCAAAAAGCACGGUGAAUGCAUACUCUCUUCCCCAGUCAGUAUUUCAGAAGCCAACAAAAGAGGGACAGUGUGAAGGCCGAGGUCCAGGCAUUGCGCUCACACUGCCUAAGUCAGACUGGACAUCAUUAGCACAUUCUCAGGCUGGCUUCUCCAGAAGGAGCCCUGCUUCUGCUGACAGUAUCUCUUGGCACCGCAGUGAUGUCCUAAAGCGAGGUAGUGGGGUCAGCCCUAGAGCUACCUCAGAACACCAACAAAGGACCAGGCUGCAGCCGGAGAAGGCAGCACCAGCCUCACAGAACAGCAGACUGACUGCCAUGCUUGGACACCCUGGAGAAAGAACUAUUCCUCUGCAGUUCAAGGCAGCUGCUGCUUUGCUGCCGAACCAAGUGUCAGUCAUAACAAAGCAGGCAAGACCCGAGAGGAUGCAGAAUAGCAGCCUGGAGCACUGGCAGCCACGUGGGAACACACCGAGCCCUGCUACAGACAGUAGCGAGGAGAGAGGUCCUACGCCAUCGGUACAAGAGUGUGCCCGAGACAGGGACCCCACAGCACAGGGCCCUGAGAGGAUCACUGAUGAGGAAAGCCCUUCUCCAGAACUUCCUGUGUCUUGGCGAAAACCAAAUUGUGAUUCUCCAAGUGGCUCCUUGCCAGCGGAGAAGCUUGGUUGUUCCAGAGAUCCUAAGUUAGCUUUCUCCUCUGAAGACGACCUCUUUCAGAGCCAGCGUGUCAUGAAUGAACCAGUGCUGCAGAAGCCCAGGAAGUCUCCCCAAACCACACAGUCAGGUGCCAGUAGGCUGGAGGCUAGGGAGCUCCUUCCAUCUGGAGUGACAUCCAGAGACUGUCCUGCUGCACAUAUGCCCCAUGGAGCCCGUCACCAGGCAAUCACUGAGGCCCCUGUAGUUGUGAGAGAGUCUCAUGGUGCUCCACAGAAUGCCAGUGCACCUCCCACAGUGCCAAGCAGGGGUCAUCUGAGGACUUGUGUGCCCACAGGCCCUGUUUGUGCUUCAGUCCUUGGCAAGGCAGAUGAGGAGAGGCGAGUUACCUCCCUAAGUAGUCUCCCUGGGCCUUCCUACUCCUACACAGGCAUUAGAGAGAAGGGAGAGGAGGACACUGAAGUGGAGGAGGAGGCUGUUAGUUGCAGUGAGGGAGAGCAUGAGGCUGAGAGCACGAUGGGGCACAGACAGCAGGGUGCAGCAGCAGGACCCUCACAGAGACAUUCAGGAGACCCUGAGGCUGUGGUGGGUGGGGCAGGGCUCACCUCAGAUGUAGGCGAUCUGACCUCCGCACUGCAAGAGUGUAACUUGAGCACCUUUCCAUACAUAGACAAGCGUGCUACCUCAGAGGUGGUUUCAUUUCUGGAAAGUUGUCAGCUAAGGGACAGCAGGUCAAGGGCUUCUGUUUCAGAAUGUUCUAGCAAAGGAGCCCUAAAUGAAGAAAUGAACAAAGAGGUAAAACAAAAUGAAAUCUCCAGAAAGAAUUGUGGGAAGAGGUUCCGUGAAGAAGAAGCACUCAGAGCCUCGGACGAGUGGGUUGAGUCAGAGGGCAGCAACUGUUGUGUUAGGAAUGUACACUACCGUGUUCAGUGUCCUCUGGAAAUGCCAUCUGAUCUUCUCACCAAGACUGGGGAAGAAACUCAUGCCAACCCUGGGGACUGCGGUGGGAAGGAUGCUGAGCAUCUGUUGCUUGUAAAUACGCAUCACAGCCAGGCAGCUGAAAACCUGACAGAAAGCACUCCGCCUGAGGAAACAUCCAGCCCCACAUCUCACACUGCUGAACUGCCUGAACCAGCAGCUGUGGAUGCUGGAGACAGCCCCCCACAGAGUAGCAGCUCUGACCCUGAGCACAUUCAGAGUAGAUGUGAGGAUGAGACCAACUCUGAGGGGUGCCUCUGCACUUCGGAAGAGGGACUGACAGAACCUGGGGAGCUGUUGGCCCUGAGCUCUGACUCUCCAGUCCCACUAGGGACAGAGCAGAGUGCUGACUUUGUGGCAGAGACAGCAUUUCACUGUCAGAUCUCUGCAGUGACCUCCGAAGUUAUAAGUGUACUUAUAAGUAAGGAUCAAGACCUCGUGAUCGAAAAGGGGGACAGCUGGACUAUCAUCAGUGGCACUGCCAUCUCCCCUAGCCUAGAACAAGUAGUUUUGGGUGACACUCUUGUGGAUGCUGCCGUUUCCCAGGAUCAGGGAGGCCUAGAGGAUGGGUAUGUGGAGAAGUCCCCCGAAGCCAGCCCUGCUGGCCCUCUACCUCAGGAGCCUGCAUGUAGUGGUGUUCUCUCUGGUGUCCAGGAGGAUGUUUCCAAUGGUGGGCAGAGUGCCAACUUUGAUAAGACUCGUCUUCGGAACAGACCUGUGAAACCCAGCAUCUGGGUUCGUUCUCAGAUGUACGACCAGACGCUUGAGACGGAGAAAGUUGCAUCUGAUCACACAUAUUAUAACUGGAAAUUAGAGCCACUUGGGAAAAAUAAGACUCGAUCAAAGACUUCCAACAAAGACCAGUCAGGCAAGCUAGCAAAGACACAAGGACUCAACAGAGGAGAAGUACAUCUGAAUGAAGUCUCUCAGCCAACAUCAGGGGAAACAGCAAAUACAAAAAUGCCAAGAAGCCAAGCUCAGCCCUCUGUGGCAGGAACAGAUAUGUCCACCCCCACCAACUGUUCUCCCGAUACUCUGAGCAAGAUCCGGCAAGAAGUGGGUCCUCCAUUGCCUCCCUUGCUCCUCCCACUAAUAGCCACACCUCCAAGGACAUCACGGCCACUGUCUCCUCUGAUAACAAGUUCUAGUCCAUCCUCACUGUCUUCACCUGCUGGCCACGUUUCCCCCUUGUGUGAAGUUCCAAGGCCUCCUGUGCUGUCUCCAUGGCCUGAGGAACCCCAACAGGCUUCCCCUCUGGACCCCUCUCCAUCCCCAUCGACUACAGCCACUAGUGGAAGGAUGGUGUCCUCUCCUUUGCAGUUCUGUGCUGCUACACCAAAGCAUGCACUUCCCGUGCCUGGCCGUCUGCCAUCCUGUGCCCCAGGCCAUGCUGCUGUAAGCGGGCCACAGGAGAAUUCAGUUAAAAUCCUUGACACCAUGUACCCAGAGUUAUCUGCUAGGGCCCGGACCCUCAGCCUCCUCAAAGGAAACAUGCAGCUGUCCCGAGGUUCCUCUGUGGAUGGAAAGGUGUUGCCAGGGCGUGUCAGUGCUCUCCUAGGACUCAAAGCUAUCACCUCAACAUCAACUGCUUUUGUCCUAACAGGGGGCAGUUCUGGUGGUGAGAGUAGCCAAGGUAAGUCACAAGACUCGGGUGCUCAGCAGGAUGCAGGUGGGAAAAGAACACUAGCAGCAUCCAUGCUGAGAAGUGCUAAAAGACUGCGCCUGGACAUUGAGUCCCCAGAGCCAGACACCAGUGAAGCUACAGUAGCGGGCAUUCCCGAGGACCCGCAAGAGGGAAUCCCAGCCGCUGACGUUGUCCCAGCUGCGGAAGAGCAAACUGAUGUCCGCGUCUGCAGUCCAGCAUCACAGCUGCACGUAAACCCAAGGGAGAUGGCAGAGUCAUAUAACAAAGCCAUAGCUCAGGCUCUGAGGAAGAUUGCGGAAUCCUCCUUUGACCUGCUACCUGUCAUUCGUAGUCACGUGUAUGUGGGAAAUAUCUCCAAAAAGCCUGUCAUGAGAGAUCAAGAGAAAGAAGUUGUUUAUGAAUUUAGCACAACAAACAAGCAUUUAGGAGAAUACUUACUUCGCUCUAUUCUCUCAGAGCUAAAGGUUCAGAAAGCAUCUCUGGACCACAGUUACGUCCAUGCCCUAUGCAGAGUUUAUGUGGGCAUGUGUCGGCAGCUUGGAGACCUGGAAAGGGCGCGCUUGUUCUGUUACAGCCUUCUGAAGGAAGAUUUUCCAGAAUCUGAGAAGUUGACUCUCUUCAUUGCGAACAUGUGGCGUGAAGUAUUUCUCUCCCAAUCAGCCAUUAGUCAAGCAAUGCAGCUGGUUGCCAGGCAGCGUGCCAGAGGGGAGGUUCUGAACUGCUUGAGAGCGUUCCUGAGCUGGGAGAAGAAUGCUUCUAUUGAUGUUGGGAUCGUCGUCUCUAAGCUACUUCUGACCAUACAGCUGUGCCCAAAAACAGAAUUUCAGUCAAGUGAAGAGUUUGGCGAGGACCUGAGUGCAAACAUCUGGGAAUACAUAUUUGCCAUUGACCUCCUGUGCUGUCACCAGAGGUGGAUUUGGACACAUGACAACAUCAUAAGCAAGGAGCUGUGGCCUGUGAUGGAUAAGUGGAUCAAAUACAGGAAAGGACAUUCCAACAUCGCAUACACCCCUGAUGUUAUUGUAGCGUCUGUGCUGAGACUGAUUGGUCGAUUAGGCCAGUUGGGUUUGAAGGAAGGAUUUCCAACUGCUGUGAAGAAUAUUAGCUCCGUUAUUGGCAUGUUCAUACAGCAUGCUCAGGAUGAAGAUAUCCCAUGGGGUGUACAGCUGGCAGCUGUGUAUGCCCUGUGUGACCUGAGUCCUAGCAAUCCAGCAGAGAUAUCCAAGAUCCUGGAAGCUUGGCGGACACAGACUUCCAACACCAUCCCUUCCGCAAUCGUCAGCUGUUUGGCAGAGGUUGGCUCCCUGAGUGCCGACGGCUCAGCUGCCACCACCCUGAAUGCUGGGGGCUCAGCUCCCUGAGAUGGGAGGGUCACCUGAAAGUCAUGGUCACUGCACAAAGAAGUGCCUUGACAUCUUUUGCUGUAAACGACUAGCCUGCCUUCAGCCGGAGUCCAACAGAGAAAGGCAUAAAGCAGGCGACACGGCAUAUUCCUUAUGGCUUGACAGGAGGCAAAGAGACAAGCGGUUGUGUUUCCCCUACAUCAUAUGCAUUUCAGUUAUGGCUGUGUGGUCACAUGACAUAGAUUGUAGUAGUGUAUCUUGGUCAAACAACAAAAACUUGAACUUAGCCCUUUUUUAUUUUUUGGCCGCAAAAAGUGUCCUUUUUAGUGGCUUUUAAAGGUUGAGUGGCUUUCUUGUAAUGAUCUUAAAAGUAAAAAGAAAAAAAAAAUUGGUCCUACAGCCAUCUUUGGAGUUUAUACUCAAAUAAAUGGCUAGGCAAAAGCAAGUUGGCUUUUAAAAUGAGAACUAAAUGAGUCUUUCACUGUCGUAGCUGAAAUGGCUGCAGAAGUUUUCCCAGAGAGUAACGAGUAGCUGUCAUAGUAGGACAGGCUGCUGGUGGAAGUGCACUGGAAUGCAUCUCCUCCCAUCUCUGAAUGUCCUGAACUAUAUCAGGAUUGGAACUGACAGUGCAAGACUCCCAGAUGGGCUGUAUAGAGAUGGCCAGUCUGAUGGAGCAGCAGAGCCCUGGGGGCUGUGUGCAUAGGGACAGCUCUGUGGGGUAUGUGCAUACAGACAGUGCUAUCUAUGAUGUGUCUCACAUUGGAUGAUAUUCCACUUUCGGAAUUUUUGUAUUUGUAUAUAGAAAUGGGUUUAAUAACUCACUGUGAUUCUGAUUUGUCUUAUAUUCAUCAUUUCUUAAAACUCUUGUAUGUGUUUUUAUAAUAAAAAAUAAAAGCAAGCCAUACACACUGUU